Messenger RNA from Pectinophora gossypiella (pink bollworm), 4824 nucleotides. RefSeq lists its product as uncharacterized. The coding region runs from base 223 to 4743 and encodes 1506 amino acids. Lineage: Eukaryota; Metazoa; Arthropoda; Insecta; Lepidoptera; Gelechiidae. The transcript is spliced from 13 exons. The record is from RefSeq and is a predicted model, not a curated record.
CAAACUGGCCUGUAAAAUUGUAGUUCUUUCCGUCAUAACAAGAAGAAACAAAUUAAUCUGAAAAUAAAAUGUCAGUUUGUGUUCACACUUUUAUAACUUUAUAGUAUGUAAAAAUUUAUAUAUUAACUAAUGCUUUGAUCAAUGACCAUGUUAAAAAAAUAAAAUUGUCUAGAUACUUAAUCGAAACCCAAAACAUUUUUUUAUUCGUCAGUGUCCACAAAAAUGCGGGACGAAAACGAAUCCGACGUACCGGAAUGUCUCAACCGCCGUUACCGGGUGAUCGACGAACUGAUCCAUGAGCUCAACGCCAUGUCGCCUGUGAGCACCCAGUCGGGUUCUUGCGCCACCUCCAAUCCCGGCGUCAGACUCAUGUGCAAGUUCUGGAACAUUCUCAAGGAGGAACCUAACUGCAAUUUGCCGGACGCAGUGCAUCGAUGCAUGUACUUGUCAGACGACAAAGUCAUCAUGAAACCACAGAACAUAUCCUGUUAUAUGGCUAACGAGGACCAAAGAAGCGGUGGAUCCAGACCUGCAGGUGAGGGUGGAGGGUGCUGCAGCGGAGCCAAUAGCAAUGCGCCCCCACUGAGCAAAGUGUUAGGCAACUUAAAAGAGGCCGCAUCAUUUGAUAGAGAUUGUAAUAGGAAACUAAGGGAUCUUUUGACCGUUGAAAAACAAUUGCGGUGUCAAAUAGCGCGUUUGGAGACCAGAGAGAAAGAAGGUAUAGCGCUGUUGAAGAAAGCAGAUGACAUGUGGUCUAGUAUGGAAAAUGCUUACAAGGAGAAGAUCGCUGAAUCUUUGGAGAGGCAAAGAGAUCUCGUUAAAGAAUUACACGAAAUAGAAACGAGCGCAGCUAAAUGGCGUAAAAACAAGAAAGAUUUAGAAAAGCAGUUGGAAGCAAUAAACAAAUGUCAGGUGGACAUGACAGAAAAAAUAAACCAAAAGACAAAUGACCUAAAAUCGAUAGAUGCUGAAAUAACAGGCUACAAGUCAAGGAUAGAAAAAACUAAGAAGGAAACCGAGUCCACAAGAAAACAGUUAUCUAAUAAGAAAAUAGCGUCUGAUGGCAGGUUAUCCAAAAUUUGUGAAGAAAUUACUAAGAUAGAAAAGGAAAUACAAGAAGAAACCAAACGAAAACAAGAGAAAGAGAAGGAAGGGAAUGGUUUUAUUAAAGGAGCUAGAGAGGAUUUGCAGAAAAUGUGCAAAAUGUUACUUCAGAAAAAAUUGGAACACGAAGACUUAAAAGCAGAGAAAGUGGCCCUUAUUCAAGAAAUCAAUAUGUUAAAAGAUACUUGUGACAAUUGCAAAGAUAGAUGCGCAAAGAAACAACAAUCCAUUUUUGAAGAAAUUAAGAAUGUUGACACUGAAAUCUAUGAUUUCAAACUGAAAUGUGUUAGAUGCAACGUGUGUAUAGACACCUCUGAUGUUAGAAAAUUCUGUAUUGAUUGUCCAAGAUGUGAGCAGCAAAGAGAAUGUUUGAUGGAAGGUGGCACUUGUUCCGCUGAUGCUAAAGAAGAAUGUGUAUGUAUGACUGUUAAACAACGAUUCUUAGACAAUGUAUUUGAGAAUAUGUACACGGUAUUGGAGAAGCAAAUUAGAACCGAUGCGGGUAAGGUAGUGGCUGAGGAGAUCGCAGAUUGUUUGAAGAAGAGCAGGAAUGGGAAGCUAAAUGAGCACACGAGAAGGAUCUUGCAAGACUUUAUAUUGACCACGGUCAAGAAGAAUUUGAACUUGACAAUAGUUGGCGGCGCCGUGAAGACAAGAUGUGAGUUGGACACUGCAAUGUACGAACAGUUGAUGUUGUGUCUGAAAAAAGUUAAAGCUACUCCUACUCCGAAAUCCGAUAAAGGCACAGACGUAAAAAAGGAUCCAUGCUUCCGCUGGGGAGGUCCGAGCGAGUGUAACUGUCCGAAAGGACCAAAAGCGUGUAUAUGUUCCAAGAAAGCUCCACCACCUGUGCAUGAUCCCACUCCUUGUCCACCACCAGAAAAGGAAGACGCUGGUGAAAUCGUGGUGUGUCCGCAUAAGCAGAACGUAGCUUGCGGUCCGGAUUGUGGUUCUCAUACGCCCAACAAGGUGGGCAAGGAUGUGGCCAAAUGGAGACCAGACCCUUGUGCGCCUGGGCAGUCCUGUCCUUUCGGGAAGAACAUGCGUGCGGCCCAGUGCGUUCUGGGACCAGAAUCUUUAAUCGAACCCAUUAAGUUCGGUGUACCAACACCACAAGCGCCGAGCUAUGUAUUGCAAGAUCAGAUUGAGUGCAAAUGCGGCAAGUCACCAAUGAAACCCUGUACUUGUUCAAAAGAUAAAAAACUAAUGAAAGCAGCAAUAGCCAAAAACUGUUUGAGAUGUGUUGUUGAACUGCCUCAAGCAGAAUCUAUUCAGUAUCUAUAUGAAAAAGAAAAACAUGAUAAUGAGAAAGGAACAGAUCCGAUAGUUGUUAUAAAAAGGUCAUUUGAAGACAAAUAUAUUGAAACUGACCAGAUUGAUUCAUUUUUUGUUAAUGAAUCAAAUGUGUCAGGUGCUGCAAAGCCGAUUGGUUACAUUAUUGAAUAUCCAAAUCCAGAUGCCAUCUCCAGUGAAAGUAUAGCAUAUAAAGUAAGUACGCCAGGUUAUAGUCCCAUGGCCUUAAAAGCAAUUAAAGAUAACAUGGAAAACUUCAAAAAAUCAGAUAGUGGCGUUGAGUCUGAUUUACGAGCUUCAGAAAAACGUAGUGCUGAUUUACGAUUAGCCGAGAAACAGUUUGCUGAAAUGAGUGAAAGCCGUCAAAACAAAAAACCCAAUUUACACACUAAGAUAGAACAACAAAAUGUUGAUGAGGACUAUGAAAAGUCCAUAGAUAAAGGCUAUGUUGAUAAACACUAUUUUGAUAGACACUAUUUUAACCGCAAACAUACAAAAUCUACCAGCUAUGCAUACGACAAAAUUAAGAAAGAAAAAAGUAGACAUCCAACAUGGAAUGAAGAAAUUGCACGAAUUGUGGAGGAAACCGUUUUCAAAGAUGAAAAAGCUAUUAAAAAAUUACGUGUUUGUAGGGAACCGUAUAUAUGUCAGUCAAUAGAUGCCUAUAAAAACGACUUAAAAUCAUUGUAUGAUCAAAAAAUGAAGAAUAUCGCCGUAAAAGUCGACGGCGAAAACGGAUUAUCAACUAAAAUAACUACUUCAAUAAUUAAAACAUCAUCUGGAAAUUUUGCCCUUGAUAUUAGUGCAAUAAAAGCUGUUUCAAAGUUCUCGAACAAGCUAGAAGAACAGCCAGUUUUACUAAAGAGGUCACCGUCAGGCACAUUUGCAGUUUAUGUGGGUCGCCUUUCAAAUGAGGACAAAGGGCCUAAUGCGGUUCUCAGGAGAACCAGAUCAGGAAGAUUUUUGUUAGUAGUUACAGAACCUAUAUUUAAAUCUAUUUCAACAACAAGAAGAUCCACUACUGAAUCAAUUCAUGACCUAUUUAAAGUAAGUGUAAGAGACAGCAAUGGUGCUAAAGAUAUUCCUGCAGUAUUAGAAGCAACACCGUCCUUUAAUUACAUUUUUAUUGUGGAUAAAGAAUUCCAAAGACAACAUGUCGACUAUCUUAACAGUUCUCUCGAAAAACAAAGUGCAUGUUAUAUAAAUUUACAAAAAACGCGUUCAAACAUUUUAUUAAGUUUUGACGCUAAUGAUCAAAAUGCAUUACUAGUUAAAACUAAUUCAGGGCGUAUUAAAAUUCUUGUAAAUGGCCCUGUCUAUGAAAACUUAUCAGAAAGUACAACACCAUUCAAUGUCAAACAAUAUGAAAACUUGGUAAACCAGCUCCCUAAUUAUAAAAACAAAGUUCGAAACGAUGGCCCUUUUUCUUCAUCCAACUGUUCUAAAGUUAGAUCUAAUAGUGAUUCAAAUUUAUUAAAUAAAAUUAAAGUAAGAGAUAGUAUUUUUUCUCAACCUUCAGCCAAACUGCAAAGAACUGCGUCUGGCCAAUAUACUGUAAUAUUAGAGAAAGAAUCAAUGAAAACAUUUAUAUUUGAUUUAAAAAAGUAUUUAUCAUUAAGCCCACAUGGUCUGAUACCUAUCAGGAAAACAGAUUCAGGAGAAAUUACUAUACAUUUAAAUGUUAAUGAAGAAGGAGCUCACUACGGCGUUUUAAAACUAACACCAUCUGGAAACAUUUAUGUAUUAAUUGAUGAAAAUGAUAUUAAAUAUAUACCAAAGGACACAAAGAAUAAAAUAACGUCAACAUCUUGUAAGUUGAAACAUGGUAAUAGUUGUGUUUGUGAACCACUGAAGUGUGCUUGUGAUAGUAUGCAAAAUUAUUUUUUGGAACGUCAAAAAGCGAUAGGUAUCAAGUUUAAUUCCUUUAGGUCCGUUACAUGCGGACAUCGAUUAAAAAUGCGAAAAAGAGAUAAAACUUGCGGUAAGGAGGAUUGUGACCCCAAGGAGUGUUUAGCGGGUUGUUGUUCAGAGCUCGAUGAGAAUGACCAACGCAAACCUUGCACGUGCUCCUCUGAACCAAAUUGUGACACAGGAGCAAUGGAACAUUGCUAUUACUUGACGCAGUCAGAGUACAAUAGAGAUAGAGCCACUGAGGGAAGAGAUACGACAGAAAAUGUAAUAUUGGAUAUAUCUGGAUUUUGUAAUCAAGUCUUACAGGAUUUAAAAGGUCAAGAUUCUUUACAUACAGUAACUUCCCGCGAUAGUAGCACAGAUGAAGGGUGGGACUCAAUGAAGUACCUACCACCACAACUACCAUCGUUUCUUCAAAAUUUAAGUUAUGGUUGAUAUUUUUACAUUUGCAGUGAUUCAGUUUUUGUAAAAUAUGGUUUUUGGUCAAUGGCAAAAAAUAUAAUAUGUGUAGUUAGA